Culex pipiens pallens (northern house mosquito) is the source of this 1530-nucleotide messenger RNA. RefSeq lists its product as uncharacterized. The transcript has 2 exons. The record is from RefSeq and is a predicted model, not a curated record. The coding region runs from base 1 to 1530 and encodes 509 amino acids. NCBI's taxonomy places the organism in Eukaryota, Metazoa, Arthropoda, Insecta, Diptera, Culicidae.
AUGGAUGCCGACCAGUUUCAACAGUUUAUGGCGAAACAAAAUGAGCUGGUGACGAAGCUGGUUGCUGGCCUACAACAGCGUGCUGUGCCGGCGUCGAACAUCAGUUCCGUGGUUCCGCCACCACCGGCUCUCUGUCUUGACGGAGACAUGGAGGAGAACUACGAGUUUUUCCUAACCAACUGGAGAAACUACUCACAAGCCGUGGGCAUGGACAGUUGGCCGGCGAAUCAGGCCUCAAAAAAGGUCAGUUUUCUGAUGUCCGUCAUCGGAGAAGCUGCGCUCAAAAAGUAUUACAACUUCGACCUGACAGAGGAUCAAAAGAAAGACGUCGCCGAGGCCCUGAAGGCUAUCAAGCAGAAGGUCGUGCGCAGCCGUAACUUGUUCGUGGACCGAUUGGAUUUUUUCGCGGCGAGUCAAGUGUCCAGCGAAUCCAUCGAUGACUUUGCAGCCCGGCUGAAAAGUUUGGCGAAACCGUGCAAAUUUGCACUCUUGGAGGACGAGUUUAUCUUGUUCAAAAUAGUGACCAGCAACAAGUGGGGCCACCUGCGGACCAAAAUGUUGAGCAUGCAGGAUCUCACAACGGGAAAAGCAGUGGAUAUCUGCCGCGUGGAAGAGAUUGCAGAGCAACGUUUGCGGCACCUCUCCUUGGAGUCGCCGGUGGUCAGUGAUGUGAAGAAGAUUAACAAGAAGACCAAGAAGAAGCUGCAGCGGUGUAAGUUCUGUGGAGAUGAGCACGAGUUUGUGAAGGGAGCGUGUCCAGCAUACGGCAAGAAAUGCAAGCGUUGCGGCGGCCGCAACCACUUUGAGAAGGCGUGUAAAAUCGAUCAACCCUGGAAGCAGAAGCGACGCCACCGUCGUGUCAAGGAGGUGAAGGACGACGAGAGCAGUUCCGAGGAACGCUCUGAAUCCAGCAGUGUGGACAGCGACGACGAAGAAAGUGAGCACGAAGUGCAGAUUGCCAAAAUCAAGUCCAAGUCAGCUGUGGAGAGUAGUGCUUUGGCGGUUCUGGAUUUCAGGCUAGGCCGGAAGUGGAAACCAGUUACGUGCGAGAUCGACACGGGUGCGGAUGCCACAUUGAUCGGGUAUAACUGUUUGACUGAGCUUCUUGAAACUCCGAACCCGACACUGCAACCAACAAGCAUCAAGCUGAAGUCUUUCGGUGGCAACCCGAUACCAGUGUUGGGACAGGUUAUGCUACCUGUAAAACGAAAAGGCAAGCGGUUCCAGCUCGUCCUGCAAGUCGUUGACUAUGACCACCGCCCGCUCUUGUCGCUUAAGGCUUCACAGUCACUGGGAUUUGUGAAGUUCUGCCGAUCGGUGAAGAUACGCCGACCAGAAGCAGCCACAGAAGAGGAGAAGCUGCUCAGUGUCUACAAGGUGAAAGCCGAAGCAAUCGUCGAGAAACACAGUGACAUCUUCGCUGGCUACGGCCGGUUUCCCGGAGUGGUUUCCCUGGAAGUGGACGAAAGUGUGCAGCCAUCUAUUCAGCAUCCUCGUCGGGUCCCAAUCGCUUUCACCGGAAAUUUGUAG